Molecule: messenger RNA, 345 nt
Organism: Ramularia collo-cygni
Lineage: Eukaryota; Fungi; Ascomycota; Dothideomycetes; Mycosphaerellales; Mycosphaerellaceae
Exons: 1
Coding region: 1-345 (114 amino acids)
Source: RefSeq, a predicted model, not a curated record
AUGAACGGCUCAAACAACGCCGCCGCGCAACCAUCAAGCCAAAACUCCACGCAAUCACCUGCUUCAACAGCCCUCUCCAUGAUCUAUCUAUACCACCUCCAUCCACCGUCUCCACGAUCCAUCUACACCCUCAAAUCAACAACGCCGGAACACCCGAAGGAAUCUUCGGAAAGCCACACCGUGCCUUUCCUCGUUGCAAACGCAACAUACCUGCACCUGACAGCCCUUGUCGACCCCGAGAAAUGCCAGCACCCUGAAGACAGGGAACUCCGCCAUCGGCUCCUUCAGACAGUUUCACUCUUUGAACACGUUAUGGAAUAUCCGAUUGUGGCUGGGGAGACUUAA